Molecule: messenger RNA, 1515 nt
Organism: Eurypyga helias (sunbittern)
Lineage: Eukaryota; Metazoa; Chordata; Aves; Eurypygiformes; Eurypygidae
Product: FERM domain-containing protein 3-like
Exons: 1
Source: RefSeq, a predicted model, not a curated record
GUAUCCAACUGCCAAAGGAAGAUGAGAUUUCAGUACCUGUGACUUCAAGCUCCCUAGUUAAGGACACUGGGGAGAAUGUUGAUCUUGCUGUUGAACAGGAAGAGAAGAUGAAAGAGGAACCUUUAACCAUCUCAGAACUGAUAUACAAUCCCAGUGCCAGCUUGCUGCCCACCCCAGUUGAUGAUGAGGUUGAUAUGCUCUUUGAUACCUGUCCAAGAGUAGAGGGUGAGAAAGAUGAUACAGAUUCAUUUGAGGAACUGGAAGCAGAUGAAAAUGCAUUUUUGAUUGCAGAGGAGGAAGAACUGAAAGAAGCUCGGAGAGCACUUAGGUGGAGCUAUGACUUUCUAAUGGGCAACAUAGAGGUAAAUGCCUUUGUGAAGAGUUUCUCCCGUCUUCUUCUUGUAGGCCUUGGACUGUUGUUGUUUGUGUUCCCUCUUCUCCUUGUUCUCUUGGAGUCGGAACUUCAGAUCUCUUUUCUCCACGAAAUCCGUGAGACACCGGAGUUUCAGCAGUUUCAUAUUGAAUAUUACUGCCCCCUUAGGCAGUGGGUAGCUUGCAAAAUAAACUUAAUUCGUGACAUGCUGGGCAGCUUUUAAAAAUUUAAAUAAAUAUUAUACAGCUAAGGGCUAUAUUCAAAAUUUCAGUUAGUGCCAGGUUUCCAUAAUGCCCCUUGGGCCAUCAGUUGGUAGCUGUCUUCAUAUCCAGUUCAUUACAGACUCUUUAGGUUCUUAAGUUCCCUUUACAUACUUAAAUUGCCCCUUUAGUUACCUGUUUAUACAGUCCCCUUUCAGUAGCCAAAAAGAAGCUUUAUUUUAAUUGCAUUUCAGACUUCCUGCUCAUCUAUUACAUUGUAUAAGAUAGGACCACAAAAAGUUUCAUUGUCCUUAACCUUUCAAUCCAUGACACUAAAUCCAAUGAAAUGGAAAGAAGAACUUUUUUGAAUAUACUCCUUAGUGCAGUGAUCUCUUCUAACCAAUGCCUAUACAAGCAAUGUUUAUGCUGGGGUUUUGUUUUUGGUUUGUUUUUCGGUUUGUUUGAUUUUUAAAAUUUUUAUGUGUUUAAAAUAUUUUGGUAAAUUUUUAGCAAAAGACAACUUCUGAUGGUAUUUAAAUGUACAAAUUGAUAAGAAAAAUGCACAAGGGCAUGUAGGGUGUUUUUAGUGUUUUAGCAAUGAUUUGUUUUCAAACUACUGGCUGGAGAAUGAAUGAGUUUAAUAUAGCUCUAUAGAGAGGGACCGUGGUUUGGGAAAUACGUAGUAAGUUCACUCAAGUUCAGUAGGGGCUACCUGGGGGAGGUGAAAGGACACCAAGUACGCAGAAGAAUUUCUGAAAGGCACAGUUGUAAAGCUUGGGGAAGUGAGCAGAAGGGAAAGUAAUGAUCCUUCCUCUUACCUGUCAGGUUGUCUUACACCUUAUAAGUGCUGUAGAAAGUCACUACAAGACAGUAUGUUUUGGAAUAAAGUGAGUCCUCAGUCUAAAUGUAGAUUAUUGUAUAUAACUUGAAAGAAGAUAAUAG